AUGGCGCUGUGGUGGUGCGCCAAUGUCUUCUGCAGGUCGGCUGCAGCGUGGUUUCCCCUGCUCUUCUCAUCACUGCUAUGGCAAACGAUCUCCCCCGUACAUGCCAUCCCGCCCUGCCCACGGAGCUGCAGCUGUCCGGGCGUUAAAGAGGUCCACUGUACGUUCAGACACCUCACCGCGGUACCAAAAACCUUCCCUAAAGACACAGAGAGGCUCAACCUCGGUUAUAACAGCUUGACGGAGGUGGAGGGCUCAGAAUUUAGGUCACUACGGCAACUGGAAAUGCUCAUGUUGCAUGGCAACGACAUUAGCACAGUCCACCCUGGGGCAUUUUACAGCUUGAGAUCACUACAGAUCUUGAAGUUGAGUUACAACAAGCUCAAAUCGGUGAACCAGGGUCUGUUUGAGGGCCUUGCUUCUUUGAUCCGUCUUCAUCUCGACCACAACCUCAUCGACUUUAUAGAGCCAUACUCCUUCUCUGGUCUGAGCUCCCUAAAACUCCUGCAGCUGGAGGGGAACCUUCUCAAAGAGAUCCACCCUCAUACCUUCAUAACAGUGUCACUACUAGGAAGCUUUUGGACCUCUGGACUCAAACACUUACACCUAUCGGACAAUCUGUUGGAGCAGUUUCCUGCCGCAGCACUGAAGACAGCUCCCCGGCUUGAGAUCCUCUCUCUACAUGGUAAUCCCUGGACCUGUGACUGUCAGCUCCACUGGUUGAUAGAAUGGAGCUCCACACAUGAAGGCAUUAUAAAAUGCAAGAAGGAACGUGGCUCCAGUGAAACUUGCGCCCAGUGCUCCUCUCCCCAGCCACUGAAUGGGACCCAUUUGCUAGGACUGACUCCGGACAAGCUCACCUGUGAGCGGCCAGCUCUUCGCUCGGCCCUCAAACAGUGGGACAAUCCAGUGUGGGCUGAAUCUGAAUCAGAGCCUGACCUACCGUACACCCGUGACUUUGAGAAGCCUUUAGGCCAUCUGACCUUUGUUCUCUCCGACAGCCAUGCAAACAGUGCUCACGUGGCGUGUGAUGUGCGACACCCUGGAGACAGUUCACCCAUGACUUGGACCGUAAAUCCGCAUUCACCCGGGGAGUUGUCCGUCAAUGUAUCACUAGUGACUGUCCUUGAGUGUGAAAUUGAUCGGGAGACGUUGCAAAAUCUAUGGCAAUUGGUCGCAUAUUACUAUGAAAGCCCUGCUAUCCUGGAGAGAGGUCAGCUAAGAGGAAAUGCAAGCAGAGUAACCUAUCAAUAUGUCCAAGCCGUAAAUGAAAAUUCCCCAUAUUUUACCGAAUUAAAAGGGUACUUGGUAGCAGAACCCUCAUGGCUGCUUCAACCCAGAGUCACUUUGCGGCUCAACAGACAGCAGACAACAACCAAGAAACUGGUCAUGGAUUUCACUACUGUGAUUACCAAGCACAUCAACAGCCAUAGAGGUUCGGAAGACGACGAUGACCAAGCCAUGUCCUGGGCUCUAAUUCGCAGAGGAACAGCAGGAAGGCUUCAGACUGCUCUCGAAGGUUCAAAGGUUCAUUUGGAGUGCAGUGUUGUCUCUUCAGAUUCUGAAGUGAAAGUGGAGUGGAUGCUUCCAGAUUUGUCCAUUGUGGAAGAUGUAACUGAUAAAAUUGAAAUUUCUGAAAGAGGAGAACUUGUGAUUUCAAAUGCCACACUGUCAGAUUCAGGCCUUUACCACUGUAUGGUCAGGACCAAAGCCGGUGUAGACCUGAUACCUGUGAGGCUUACCAUCAAAGAACUCUCACUCGGCCCAACCGCUAUCAAUGGUCAGAAAAUUGUAGUUGAAAAGGGACACUCUUUUUUUCUCCCGUGUGAGGUGACCUCAGUCCAGCCCAGUCAAACUAUGUGGUACCUACCCAAAAACCAAAUUCUUCUUCCCACGCAACAGACAAGACGGACAGAAGUGAUGGAAAAUGGGACUUUGGUGGUAAGGAGAUUGACACAGGAAGAUGCAGGGGAAUACACCUGCUUGACCUCAAAUCUGUAUGGAGUUGACAUGCUGUCACACCAGGUGGAAGUUAUAGGAGGAGAAAAGGCUUCUGAUAGAUCCAAAGUACAGACUGCAAAAGAACAGCAGAUUUUGCCAGUGGGCGUUGAGGAAGGAGAGGGUUCAGGAGGAGAUUACCAGGAAAUUAUACGUCCUUUUGCCACGCAGUUCCCUAAGAAGGUAGGAACACAACAAAGGAAUCAUAAUGGGUUUUCAAAAAGGAUAAGAAUUAAAGAUUCAAAGAGAAAACCCAAUAAAUCUGUUAAAGAAUUAGAUCCAAAUCGUUGGGCAGAGAUAUUGGCUAAAGCUAAUGCUAAACCAAGUGUUGCUCUGCCCACAGAGCAGUCACUUCCAGAGCCCAGCACUGUAACUAUCCAAGCAAGUACGUCCAAACCUGCUACGACAACUGCUACAACAUUUUCCACUAAUGCGAACAACUUACCCUCUGCUACCCCUCCUGAUGUCAGGAUAGAGCCAACACGUUUCCCGAUUAAAACAAAAGCUAUGACAGAACCCCAUUCUACAGGGAGGAAAGGGGAUCAUUCUGAGACAUCAGAAAGUCAACCAGAGGUUUUACAACUUCCACCUCCAAGAAGUACAGAACCAACCCCCCACCGUGUUGGUGGGAUGGCAGAAAAAGCAGAAGCUGUCACAGACCAUUCUGUAGUUGUAACUCCUCAGCCAGUUGAUCAGUCGGAAAGUAGGCACUCUGGAGAGGGGAGAAGGAACAACAUACUCGUACCUGGUCAGUCAAACAGGAGAAAGCCUCCUUAUAGACGUAGAAAACCCCCAAUGAGAAGAGUCCGUCCACAAGGACACCCCUUCUACCAAUCAUCAAACAAGCCCCAAACAACAGUUCCCCCAACAACCAUCACACCAACAACACCAACAACUACUACGACUACUACUACUACUACUACUACUACUACUACUACUACGACCACUACUACUACUACAACAACACCUGUUCCAACCACAGUGGAGAACCAUGAAACAUUAUCUGCUGAGUAUCAGACAGAGGAAGAUGAAGGGGAAUACUAUGAUGAAUAUAAUUACAAGGAUAGUGGUAGUCUAGAUGGCAAGGAAGAUUUAAACAGUGAAACCUCUCAUGCCACUCAUGAUCUUGACAGUAGGCUUACCACAUUACCAUCAGCUAGAGAAAAAGAUGUAGGUAGUUUUCCGCUUAAUCCAACGACAAUUGUCACUUCAAAACUCGAUAGUACCCCUCAUCCAACUGAAAGGCCUGUUGCAGAGAAGGAGACACACACUGUAAAGCUAAAGGAAUCUGAGAGACAGAGGGUGGAGAUUAGAAAGCAAACGGAAAAAAAGGGCCGAGACAAUGAAGAUCUAACAGGAGAGAGUGAGAGGGAGGUAAUAACAGCAAUGGAAAGGGAAGAAACACGCAAAAUAGACUCAGAAGGCAGUGAGAAAGACUCAGAAGAAACAAAAAAGAAGUGGGUUACAGAGAGCUACAAUCCACGGGACAGCAUCCGGUUAACCUCACAAAAUAAACCACGACCUAACACUCGACCUUCACCGGAACAAAAUACACCAACCCAAGCAAGAACUUCAUCUACCUCACAUUCAGCAAGAGGCAGAGAAAAAGAACUCACACAAAAAGGGGAUAAAGACGUAAACAAACCAAAAGUGAAGCCUGAGUUCCACAGAUUCCCAGUAAUGGAGCCGGUUCACCCCUGGCUCCAUCAGAUCCAACAGGGAGGAGGGCAAACCACUGCUUCCAGGACAACACACACAAACCAAGAGAGAAAUACACCAAGGCAAGGCGAAGUGAAUCCUGGCAGGCAUUCCCAGCCUCCCAGAGUCCCCCCGACCUCCCUCUGGCCUUCACACCAUCAUUUCUACCCACAUUACCCUUCCUGGCCUGGUCAAAGGUCAUUUCCUCAUCCAAGGCAAGGUCCUGGGUCCCACCCUGUGCCCACGCAUCGACCCUGGCCUCUCCCCCACCCCUGGGCUCAAAGCCUGGUUGUCACUAACCGACCAGAGAUCACCGCAGAAACAGUGAAGCCCACACCUACACUCUCUGGAACAACAGGAAAUUCCAGAGUAACACUCUCUAAUCCCCAUCUGUCACAUCAUCAUCACCAUCAUCAAAAUCCCCAGGUGGAUGGCAGGAGCCAAACCAGAGACCAACUGUUUCUAUCAAGGUUGAGGAACAGAUACAGACAGGCACAGCUCGAACGCAUCGCUCAGUUAGGGAGGAUGGUGACACCCAAACCUCGCAUUAGCUACCACAAUCCUUCAUCCUCCAUCACGCCUAAACCCAACCCUCCGUCUCGACAUAGACCCUACACCCCCAAAUCAUCCGCACCCACUGCUUCUUACACUUACAACCUGCAACCUCUGAACCCUGCUAAAUCUUCAUCAUCAUUUUCUGGUUACAAUCCAACCCCUCGUCCAAACCACCCCACCACCCCCCCUGGUGUACUGUAUGGAGGUCAAUGGCCUGUUGGAGCAGGAAGACUCAGCUCCCGGUGGCCCACAGCUGCACCUCCUUUCCCAAGGGUGUUGGGAGCUGGAAGUGGUGGGCUGAAGCCCCGUAUUACCACGGUGACCACGGCUAGUGUGUCAGUACUGGCGGAGAGUGAUGUGUUCCUGCCUUGCAAAGCAACAGGAAAUCCUGAACCCAACAUUGCAUGGACCAAAGUCUCCACAGGUGCCACAAUCCCAGCCAACACCAAGCAUGGUCCCCGUUUUGAAGUCUUCAAAAAUGGAACUUUUAUCAUUAAAAACAUCCAACUCCAGGAUAGAGGCCAGUACCUCUGCACGGCCCAGAACAGCUUUGGAUCAGAUCGCAUGGUCAUCACCUUAGCUGUCCAGACCGAGGCACCAAAAAUCCGGCCUCCCAAGUCCACAGAUAUAGCAGUCUACUUUGGUAAAAGUGUGACUCUUGACUGCCUUGCUUCGGGUAAACCACCUGCCCAAAUUUCCUGGAUUCUUCCGGACAGGACGUUUGUGCGUGAAGUCGGGACUGUUCACACUCCCCUUUCUCCGAUGUCUCUGCUUCAAAAUGGAACCCUGCAGAUGCACUCUCUCAAUUUCUCCAGCAAAGGGGACUAUAAAUGUAUCGCAAGCAACGCAGCAGGUGCCGAUACAAUCACUUAUCAUCUCCAUGUGGCAGCUCUGCCGCCAAGCAUCAGUGAAGGAGCAAUGGAUACUGUGAUCAUUCAGCCAGGCAGGAGUGUGUAUGUUCACUGCUCUGUGAAGGGUGAACCGGUGCCUGCUCUGAAAUGGACGCUCCCGGGAGGCGCCCAUGUAAAACCGUCACAGUUUCUUGGACGCAGGCUGUUUGUCUUCCCCAAUGGAACGCUGUACGUGAAGAACGUUUCACCAGCUGAUGCUGGGAGGUAUGAGUGUUUGGCCACCAAUGCUGUAGGCAUGGCCAAAAGAACAGUCCAGCUGGAUGUGAGGGCAGAUUCCCCCUCCUUCCCUCGCCAGCCUCCUCCUCCUCUUCCCAUCCCUCCAACCCAACGCCAUGGUGUGCCAUCCCGACAGCACUCUGUCUCAGCUAUGUACGGUUCUGCUGUCUACCUCCACUGUCCAGAGUCUACUGGAUCCACAAGAGGGACUGUCUGGCAGCUACCCUCCAAGUCCAUCAUGGAACAUCGAUACAGUCCGGAGAGACCAAUUAAAGUUUUCCGUAAUGGGACUCUGAGGAUACUUCAGCUUACAGAGCUGGAUGGUGGAAAUUAUCUGUGUGUCUUUCAGCGGCCCAAUGGGGAAGACAUGGAGCUCUUCCAGGUUGAUGUGUUAAUGACCCCUCCCAGAAUUGAACAUGUGAGGACUGCACAGACCAGGGUCACCUUUGGAGAAAAUUUCCAGGUGGACUGUGUUGCAACAGGCCUCCCUGAUCCAGAAGUUACUUGGAGUCUCCCAGAUGGAACUUUAAUCAACAACGCCCUCCAAUCGGACGACAGCGGCCUUCGCAACCGCCGCUAUGUUAUUUUCGGCAAUGGGACUUUACUUCUCCAGCAAAUGGGCAAAAGAGACGAGGGUGACUACACUUGUUUUGCCAAGAACAAACUUGGCAAGGAUGAAAGAAAAGUGAGCGUCAAAGUGGGACCAAACGCUCCGAAAAUUACAUUGAAAUCACAAUCACUGGUAACGGUAAAGUUAGGAGAAUCAGCUAAGUUGAGUUGUCAGGCAACAGGUGAACCGACACCAAAAAUCAUGUGGAUCUCACCCAGAAAUGAUGUGAUAUCUUUGUCAUCAGACAAAUUCCAGAUCAUGGGUGAUGGGAUGUUAGUGGUGAAAAAAGUGAUAUUGGCUGACGAAGGUAAAUAUGCAUGUGUGGCACGGAAUUCUGCUGGUGAUGAUGUCAAAAACAUGAAACUUGAAGCUGAACUCCAGGAACCCUUUAUUAAUGGCAUGAAAGGGAGGAGCACCACAAAGGUUCUGGCUGUUUCUUACCAAACAGCGCUCCUGGAUUGCAAAGUGGAAGGGAAACCCGAACCAAGAGUUUGGUGGGUUUCUCCUUAUGGGCAUUCGCUGCCAACACCCUACCUGGGUGGUCGCUUCCAAGUCCACCGGAACGGGAGUUUGGAGCUGAGAGGGGUGAGGAAAACCGACGAAGGGAGGUACAUGUGUCAGGCCAAGAACAAUCUGGGUGAAGCCUCACUUGUGGUUGAAUUAGAAGUGGCAUCCAUUGCAGAGAAACCAAGUUUUGCUGUUCCCAAUAUUGAAAUCUUACCAAUAAAGCAAGACGUUGGUGAAUUGAUUCUGGAGUGCCCCGCUCGUGGCAAGCCAAACCCAGAGUUUGCAUGGGUUCUACCCAAUGGGACGAUGUUAACGCCUGGUGUAAAACUCCAACGCUUCACACAUCAUCUUGGUAACGGAACUCUAAAGAUUUCUCAACCGGUUGCAAGUGAUAAGGGAGUCUACCGGUGCCUUGCAAAAAAUAUGGCAGGACAAGCAGAGAAACGAUACGCGCUGGAUUCGGGAAGAAAGCCAGUAAUCAGAGGAUCUACAGGUGGUAUGAAGAUCACUUACGGCCUCAAUCUAAACUUGCCCUGCACAGUGGACGGCUGGCCACAGGCAUCAAUCACAUGGACCCUACCUAAUGGUCUUGUUUUGGACAAACCUCAAACCAUUGGCCGGGUAUUUCUUUUUGCCAAUGGGACCCUCCAACUCAGGCAGGUUGCCACCUUCGACAAAGGAACAUACAUCUGUAAAGCUUCCAACUCUUUUGGUUCGUCAACACUAUCUUACCCAGUUUCAGUGAUGGUUUUCCCACCACGUAUCACCACUACGCUGACCUCAAUUACAAGGGUCAACCGUGGAGCUCCAGUGAAGUUAAAUUGUGUUGCGACUGGUAUUCCCAAGCCGGAUAUUUCGUGGACGCUGCCUGGACGCACAACGCUGGUUCCACAUAACCGGUUCACGGUGCAGGGAGGGAUUCACAUGACGGAGGAGGGCAGUCUGGUCAUACAGAACCCAAUGCUCAUGAACUCUGGCAUUUACAAAUGCAACGCUAAAAACGCACUCGGCACAGACUUCAAAUCUACUUACCUACAAGUGGUCUGA
Messenger RNA from Anoplopoma fimbria (sablefish), 7539 nucleotides. Its product is annotated as matrix-remodeling-associated protein 5. Gene Ontology annotation, cellular component: extracellular region. The record is from RefSeq and is a predicted model, not a curated record. NCBI's taxonomy places the organism in Eukaryota, Metazoa, Chordata, Actinopteri, Perciformes, Anoplopomatidae. The coding region runs from base 1 to 7539 and encodes 2512 amino acids. Gene Ontology annotation, molecular function: protein binding. The transcript is spliced from 16 exons.